This is a messenger RNA of Tinamus guttatus (white-throated tinamou), 3293 nucleotides long. NCBI's taxonomy places the organism in Eukaryota, Metazoa, Chordata, Aves, Tinamiformes, Tinamidae. The record is from RefSeq and is a predicted model, not a curated record.
GUUACCUAGAAAGCUCUGCUGGUUGGUCCCUUUAUGUCUAGGGCCAGCACUGAGCAGUAGUGUGGAAUGUCAGUAACAGGUGUCUGAAAUACUGUCUUUUUGCUUAAUUGCUCAAUCUUUGGGAUAGCUUUUUAAUAUUUCUUGUUUUCUCCGUUUAGCUCUUUUCACUCAUGGAGAUGAAACCUCCUAUUUCCCGAGCAAAAAUGAUUCUCAUCACAAAAGCUGCCAUUAAAGCUAUUAAGCUCUACAAGCAUGUUGUCCAGAUUGUAGAGAAGUUUAUCAAAAAGUGCAAACCAGAAUACAAAGUCCCUGGAUUGUAUGUCAUUGACUCUAUUGUUCGUCAGUCUCGUCACCAGUUUGGAACGGACAAGGAUGUUUUUGGGCCAAGAUUCUCUAAAAAUAUUACCGCGACAUUCCAGUAUUUGUAUCUCUGUCCAUCUGAAGACAAGAGUAAAAUAGUUCGUGUCCUGAACCUUUGGCAGAAAAAUGGAGUGUUUAAAAUUGAAAUCAUUCAGCCUCUCUUGGAUAUGGCAGCAGGAACUAGCACUGCUGCUCCUGUGACAGAAAAUGCUACUAACAAUGAAGGUUCACCGCCCCCUCCAGCAAAGGUUCCUUCAGAGCCCCCGCAAGUCACUGUUAACUCAGUACCUUCCGUGCCACAGUUGCCCAGUUCUGAUGCCUUUGCAGCUGUAGCUCAGCUUUUUCAGACAACGCAAGGGCAACAGCUUCAGCAGAUUCUUCAGACUUUUCAGCAGCCUCCAAAACCCCAGUCACCAGUCAUAGAUAACACUGUGAUGGCUCAGGUUCAAGCUAUUACUGCUCAGUUAAAGACUACAGCGGCGGCGGCAACAGCACAAGCACCAGAACAAAAAGCUGUUUUCGCACCACCCGAGCAAAAAACAUCGUUUGACAAGAAGCUGCUAGAUCGAUUUGACUAUGAUGAUGAACCUGAAGCAGUGGAGGAUUCAAAGAAGGAAGAUUCAGCUCCUUCUCCAUCAGUUUCUCAGCCAGCUUUGACCUCUCUCUCAUUCAGUGCACAGGCUGGAUGGUGCUCAAUACCUGGUGGUUUUCCAGCAGAAGGUAUGCAACAACCAGUAUUUCCACAACUCCCGAAUAUGGAUCCUUUUCAGCAACGAAUGAUGGGAAUGCAACAGGAUCCAAUGCGCCACCAGGUUCCACUUCCUCCUAAUGGGCAAAUGCCGGGUUUCGGUCUCCUGCCUACUCCGCAGUUUCCACCCAUGGCUCAGCCUGUGAUUCCGCCAGCAGCACCUGUACAGCAGACAUUUCAGACUCCUUUCCCUGUACAGACUGAAACACAUAUGCAGAAAACACAUCAGCAGGAUAUGGAAGUGGAACAGCCCCCCGUUCAAGAAGGAAAAAGACAUGUUUCUGACAGCAGAAAGUCAAGAUCUAGAUCUGCAUCAAGGUCGCCCAAAAGGAGGCGUUCGCGGUCCGGCUCCAGGUCUCGCCGGUCGCGCCAUCGCCGAUCCCGCUCGCGAUCCAGGGACAGGCGCCGACACUCGCCCAAGUCUCGCUCGCAGGAAAGACGGGAGCGCGAGAGAGAGAGGGAGCGCAGGGCGAAAGGCCUUCCGCAGAUCAAGGCAGAAACUGUCAGUGUCUGUAGUACUACACUUUGGGUCGGACAACUUGAUAAAAGGACUACUCAACAGGAUGUUGGAAGUCUUUUGGAGGAGUUUGGCCCAAUUGAAUCAAUAAAUAUGAUACCGCCUCGAGGAUGUGCCUAUAUUGUAAUGGUGCACAGACAAGAUGCUUAUCGCGCCCUACAGAAAUUGAGCCGAGGCAACUUCAAAGUGAACCAGAAAUCCAUAAAGAUUGCAUGGGCUUUGAAUAAAGGAAUAAAGCCAGAUUACAAGCAGUAUUGGGAUGUAGAAUUGGGGGUUACCUACAUACCAUGGGACAAAGUGAAGCCUGAAGAUCUGGAAAGCUUUUGUGAAGGAGGAAUGUUGGACAACGAAACUCUUUGUCCAGAGUGGAAGGGGAUUCCCAAGAAGUCUGAAAAUGAAGUAGCUCAAAAUGGAGGUGCAGAAGCUACACAUAAUGAACCAGUCUCACCUAUACCUAAAGCUUUACCUGUUCCAAUUCCCGUUCCCAUGCCUGCACCAAUAACUGUACCUCCUCCACAGGUUCCACCACAUCCCUCAGGCCCCCCUGUGGUGGGUGCCCUCCAACCCCCUGCCUUCACAGCACCUUUAGGAAUCCCUCCUCCUGGAUUUGCUCCUGGGGUGCCACCGCCGCCGCCACCACCCUUCUUACGACCAGGGUUCAACCCAAUGCAUUUACCACCAGGCUUUCUUCCUCCUGGACCACCACCACCUAUAACUCCUCCAGUAUCUGUUCCUCACACUCCAGCAGUUAACAUCCCAAACUCUACAGCAGCUGGGGUAAAUGAAGACACUACAAAAGAUGCAUCUGUUGGAAAUCCCAUCCCUACGGUGGUAUCUGGAUCCAGAGGAAAUGCAGAAACUAGUGAUAGUUCCAAAAUAUAUCCGACUGUUCCACCUCCUGUAGCACCUACUAAUGUACCUGCUCCUGUUACCCAAGCUAUUCCACUUCUUGGUACUCAAGCAGUGGCACCGCCGCCGCCGGCACCCGUUGUUGGGCUGCAGACGGGGCCGCCGCCCGGGCCUGGCGGCUUCACGAUGCCGCCCCCGCACGGCAUGAAGACGCCCUUCCCGCCGCCCGGCCAUUUUGUGAGGCCGAGUGGCGGGAUGCCCAGCAGCAGUGGCCCGAGCGGACCGGAGGAGAACAGGGAUGGACGGCAGUUCAGGAACGACAGGCAGACUUUCACUCCCAACAGAGACCAGGAGAGGUUUGGAGGAAGGAGGUCUUUUGGAAACCGGGUAGAGAACGAUCGCGAGCGCUACGGGAACCGCAGUGAUGACCGAGAGCACGAGCGGCUCGGUAACCGCGAGAGGAGAGAGUGGGGCCGGCGGAGCCCCGAGCGGGAGCGGCACAGGGACUUGGAGGACAGGAGCAGGCGGUCCAGCGGGCACCGGGACCGCGAGCGCGACUCGAGAGACAGGGAGUCUCGCAGGGACAAGGAAGAAACCCGGGGGAAGGAGAAGCUUGAGGUGAUGGACAGGGAGGACGGCGACAAGAACCAUGACUCCCACGGCGACAGGAUGGAAGAUGCAGACAUUGUUUCCGAACUCGGUCAAGGCGAGUCGGAACCCACGGGUGUAAAAGCGGACGAAGCGCUAACGCCUGCGGCUACCUCAUGUGCAGAACAAGCCGAGAAGGAGGUCGGCUCGGUCGCCGAGGCCCCUCGCUAG